This is a messenger RNA of Danio rerio (zebrafish), 2095 nucleotides long. The record is from RefSeq and is a predicted model, not a curated record. Lineage: Eukaryota; Metazoa; Chordata; Actinopteri; Cypriniformes; Danionidae.
ACCUCUGACCGGCGCUGAUCCUCCAGUUGCACCAUCCGCCACAACUGACUGACAGGACGGGCAGACACAUAGCAAGACGACCAACGGACUGAAAACACCGCCUGUUCACCAUGGAAAGAAAAGUGGCCAGGGAAUUUCGGCAUAAGGUGGAGUUGCUUAUUGAUAAUGAAGCAGAGAAGGACUACCUUUAUGAUGUUCUUCGCAUGUACCAUCAAUCCAUGGACCUGCCUGUCCUUGUUGGUGACCUGAAGCUGGUAAUAAAUGAGCCCAAACGCCUUCCUUUGUUUGAUGCCAUCAGACCCUUGAUUCCUCUGAAGCACCAAGUGCAGUAUGACCAGCUCACGCCCAAGAGAUCCAGGAAGUUGAAGGAAGUUCGUCUGGAUCGCACACACCCCGAGGGUCUGGGUUUGAGUGUUCGAGGAGGACUGGAGUUUGGCUCUGGCCUCUUUAUAUCGCAGAUAGUCAAAGAUGGACAGGCUGGAAAUGUCGGCCUGCAGGUCGGUGAUGAGAUUGUGCGCAUCAACGGCUACUCCAUCUCUUCCUGCAUUCACGAGGAGGUCAUCAACCUCAUCAAGACCAAGAAGACUGUGUCUUUGAAAGUCCGCCAUGUGGGAAUGAUUCCUGUCAAGAGCUCCUCCGAUGAGCCUCUGAAGUGGCAGUUUGUGGAUCAGUUUGUUUCGGAGUCAGGGGAGAAGAGUAACAGUAUUGCUGGCUUGGCUUCAAUUGGAGGGAAUGAAAUUAAGGAAAAGAAAGUGUUCCUUAGUUUGGUGGGCACCAAAGGCAUGGGAAUCAGCAUAUCAAGUGGACCAACAAAGAAACCAGGCAUCUACGUGAGCAAUGUGAAGCCGGGUUCACUCUCAGCUGAAGUGGGCUUACAGGUUGGCGACCAGAUUGUGGAGGUCAAUGGGGUGGAAUUCACCAACCUGAGUCAUCAAGAGGCAGUGCGGGUGUUAAAGAGCAGCAGGAGUCUAACCAUCACCGUACUCACUGGGGCUGGAAGUGAGCUGUUUAUGACGGAUGAGGAGCGGUUGGCGGUUGAAGCUCGACAUGAGCUGGACAGACAGGAGUUAAUGCAUCAGAAGAAAGUGGCAUUAGAGACCAACAAAAUUGUCAAAGAACAACAGGAGAAAGAACGCCAGAGGAAGAUGGAGAUAUCUCAGAAGGCUGCAGAGGAAGAAGAGCGCUAUCGCAAAGAGAUGGAAAGAAUUGAAGCUGCAGAGAAGAAACACCACAAAGAGUGGGAAGAUGAUUGGGGCUCCAAGGAAAAAAAAAAAUCUGUUUCCCCGGCCGCUUCUCCAUCCCCUCCACCACCCACACGUCUUGCACCUUCACCCAAACCUAAAACCUCCACUGCUGAUUCCUACGAAGAAGAGACCGGAGAAGGGUUUCAGAAAUACGUGGAUGAUUUUGAUCCACAUUCCAUGUUCACAGCCGAACAGAUAGCAGGCAGAGAUGUGCGACUUUUAAGAAUUAAGAAGGAAGGAAAGCUUGAUCUGGCCAUUGAGGGAGGAAUCGAUUCCCCAUUGGGAAAGAUUGUGGUGUCGUCUAUCUAUGAAGGAGGUGCAGCAGAUAAACAUGGUGGGGUUGUGUCAGGUGAUGAGAUCAUGGCAGUGAAUGGAAAGAUUUUGACAGAUGUGACUCUAGCUGAAGGACAGACCUCAAUGGCUCAGGCCUGGAACAGUGGAGGGGACUGGAUUGACCUGGUCAUCGCAGUGUCUCCACCAAAGGAAUAUGAAGAUGAGGUCCCUAAAGCAGCAUCAGUCAGACCCACUGCAAAGAAAACGGUUUUUCAAGGCAGUGCCCCUGUGUACAGACAGGGAUACGUCCUUCAGAUGAAGACCCCACCAUCCCCCAACUUCAUCAGCCACUAGCCUGGUGGACAUUCUUUUAAAAGGAACCACCAGAGGAAUCAUGAGCCAUUCUUCAGCAAUCAAUUUGCCGCAACCAUGUAGCUUAGUAAAUACACUGUAAGUGAGUAAGUUAAUCACAUGAUCUAAAAAAAUCCAACAUUCAUAUUUCAGCAAUACAUAGUUUACUAUUCAGGCCAUAUUUUUGUUGUUGCUUGCAAAACAAUAAACACGAGUUAACAAAAAUA